AUGCCACCUGUCAGUGCCCAUCAGUGCCACAUUUCAGUGACUACCAGUGCACAUUAAUGCCACAUAUCAGUGUCCAUCUGAGCUGCCUUUCAGUGUCACCCAUCAGUGCCAGUCAGUGUCACCUAACAAUGCCAGUCAGUGCUGCCAAUCAGUCCCACCUAUCAGUGCCAGUCAGUGCCAACUAUCAGUGCCAGUCAGUGCCGCCUAUCAGUGUGCAUCUGUGCCACCUAUCAGUGCCCGUCAGUGCUGCCUAUCAGUGCCACCUAACAUCAGUGCCACCUAUCAGUGCCAUAUAUGAGUGCUGCCUUUCAGUGCCCAUCAGUGAUGCC
Messenger RNA from Staurois parvus, 329 nucleotides. NCBI's taxonomy places the organism in Eukaryota, Metazoa, Chordata, Amphibia, Anura, Ranidae. The record is from the annotation of a GenBank genome assembly.